CGCCUACGCUAAUCGACUGUAAUCCUCACUGUACACAGCUGAAUCCUCUGCGGGUGUUUUCGUGCCUCACUUCUAAGUUCGUUCCACACACAGAAAAGAAAUGGACAACACCGGGAAAGAGAAGGAAGCGAUCCAGCUAAUGGCCGACGCUGACAAAAAAGUCAAGUCCUCUGGCUCCUUUUUGGGAGGGAUGUUUGGAGGAGGACAUCACAAAGUGGAGGAGGCGUGUGAGAUGUACUGCAGAGCGGCCAACAUGUUCAAGAUGGCCAAGAACUGGAGCGCUGCUGGAAACGCAUUUUGCAAGGCUGCACGUAUCCACAUGCAGCUGCAGAACAAGCACGACAGCGCCACCAGUUUCAUCGACGCAGGGAACGCUUUCAAGAAGUCCGACCCCAAUGAGGCAAUCAAGUGUUUAAAUGCCGCCAUCGAUAUAUACACAGACAUGGGAAGGUUCACCAUCGCAGCCAAGCACCACAUCAGUAUUGCAGAGAUCUAUGAGUCUGAGCUGGUGGAUAUAGAAAAGGCUAUUGCACAUUAUGAACAAGCAGCAGACUACUACAAAGGAGAAGAAUCAAACAGUUCUGCCAACAAGUGUCUGCUGAAGGUGGGAGCGUACUGCGCUCAGCUGGAGCAGUACCAGAAGGCCAUCGAGAUCUACGAGCAGGUUGGAGCCAACACAAUGGACAACCCGCUGCUGAAAUACAGCGCCAAGGAGUAUUUCUUCAAAGCCUCCCUCUGCCAUUUCAUCGUUGACGAGCUCAACGCUAAGAUCGCUGUUGAAAAAUACGAGGAGAUGUUCCCGGCUUUUUCAGACUCCAGAGAGUGCAAGUUGUUGAAGAAACUUCUGGACGCUCAUGAGGAACAGAACAGCGAGGCUUUCACAGAGGCAGUGAAGGAGUUCGACUCGAUCUCACGCCUGGACCAGUGGCACACAACCCUCCUGCUGCGCAUCAAAAAGACCAUCCAGGGCGAUGAAGGGGAUCUGAAAUGAGACGAAGCUCGGGGUAGAAACGCAGCACGGAGGGACGGAUCCAUCACGCAUGCUCUCACACACAAUACGAUACACACUUUCUGCAUUCACCUCGCUGUUUAUAGCAUCCGGAGGGGAGUGUUCGCUGACUGAUUUUCAAUAUUCAACUGCUCACUGCUAUGUCGUCCGAGUACUAAAUUUGCUUUCCUUACGAGCGUAUCUGAAUCUAGUCAGAAUGUAAAUCUUCUCGCCCUCACCUCUGUCUAGAGGCUUGCUGCACACCUUUUUCCAGCUGAAAUCUGUCAUCGGGGGAUUUCGGAGCGGUUUAUUAUUUUGAAACUGACGUUAGUAUUGGUAAGAAAAACACUGCAUGUUUUGUACAAUUAUUGUUUCCUAGUCAUAAGCAGCUCAUUUUUUUUGUACCUAGUUUAUCGUGAACGGAUAAUUUAAAUGUAAAAAGAUUCUCACAGUGUGUAUGCGUUUCAAGAAUGUACAGUACCCUUAUAUUAGCUUGUGUGGUGGAUGUAGUGGAGGAGGUUAAUGUUCUUCAAUCUGAGUUAUUGUUCACAGCCGCAACCAUUUGUUUCCAUUUCAUCACCACGGGGAGCGACUCUUCUUGGAAAAAUGGAUAUGAUAUGCACUAAGUGUAGACUGUUACACAUUUGUACCUAAGCCGCUUCAUGAUUUCAUCACUUUAGGAUUUGUUGAUGCGAUAAUACUUUGGACUGUUCGAGGCUGCGACUCGUAGUGAAAGCAGUACUUUUUGAAUGCUAAGCGAUGACGCUGAACCCCGUCCUUCUUAUCACCAGGACGGUAAUCUUGGGGUAAACCGCGUCAUUAGCCACUCAUCUUGUGUUGUGUCGUGAACUUCCUCUCAUUGAAGGGUUACUACUGCAGUGCACCUUCCAGUUGGCCAGUUGCUAAGCAUGACAUUGUGUGUAGUUCAGUGCUGUGUACAUUCACUAGUGUUAGCCAGACCAAAGUUUUUACAAAAGGGUGAGUCGCCCUGUGUACCCGGCUUCUUCCAGGUGGAAUGACAAUGGGCCGUGGAUAUGAUCUGUAUGCUUGUGCAAAUGGACAUUAAUAAAAGUAUUAUAUCCCAAAA
Messenger RNA from Mugil cephalus (flathead mullet), 2075 nucleotides. It is a transcript of the gene napbb, whose product is annotated as N-ethylmaleimide-sensitive factor attachment protein, beta b. Gene Ontology annotation, cellular component: terminal bouton; synaptobrevin 2-SNAP-25-syntaxin-1a complex; vacuolar membrane. The transcript has 11 exons. NCBI's taxonomy places the organism in Eukaryota, Metazoa, Chordata, Actinopteri, Mugiliformes, Mugilidae. The record is from RefSeq and is a predicted model, not a curated record. Gene Ontology annotation, biological process: intracellular protein transport; regulation of synaptic vesicle priming; synaptic transmission, glutamatergic. Bases 101 to 991 code for a protein of 296 amino acids. Gene Ontology annotation, molecular function: syntaxin binding; soluble NSF attachment protein activity.